Messenger RNA from Symbiodinium sp. CCMP2456, 288 nucleotides. The record is from the annotation of a GenBank genome assembly. Lineage: Eukaryota; Dinophyceae; Suessiales; Symbiodiniaceae.
AUGUGCCAAUCCCACGAGGUGUGCCAUGCAGGUUGCAAUGUGGCAGUUUGGGCUGCGACGGCCGGCUCCUACGAAAUGUGCGUGUGGCUGCAUGAGAAGAGAGCUGACUUCGCAUCCACCAACAAGAAUGGACACGGAGUUCUGAACAAAAUCGCCUGGCGAGGUCACAGCGAAAAGCUUGCUGGUUGGAUGGUGAAUGUGGACGGCGUCGAAGCACAGCUUUUCGCGCGCGACUGGGAGAACGAGCUUCCUUUGGACAGGGCGCGCCAGCAAGGUGCGCAGCUGUAG